Messenger RNA from Colletes gigas, 1957 nucleotides. RefSeq names its product PP2C-like domain-containing protein CG9801. The transcript is spliced from 7 exons. NCBI's taxonomy places the organism in Eukaryota, Metazoa, Arthropoda, Insecta, Hymenoptera, Colletidae. The record is from RefSeq and is a predicted model, not a curated record. Bases 280 to 1878 code for a protein of 532 amino acids.
AGUGAAGCAAGUGUAAAUUCUACUUGUAAAGGAAUUCAUCGGUUAUUGACACAUUAUCAAUAUGGCGGUAAUGUGGGAAACGAUGUGCUUCUCAAUGUAUAUUACGAAGUCAUUCCUGUAUGGUAAGAAUUUUUGUCAGGUUUAAACAAAAAUGAGCUUCAAGAUAAAAUCAUGGUUUGAGAUCAUUGAUAAAUGUCAAUCAUUUUGUAAUAUCAUGAUUUAUUAUAACUGAUAUCAAUCAGUAUUCUACCUACACCUAAAUUUAAUUUCUUAAAAAGAAUGCCAAGCUUACGGAAAAAAGUUGCUGGCUUUAUGCGGCAACUAUCUAUCAGUAACUUGGCUGGGGCUGUAGAAAAUAUAGGUCAAGGAGAACAAACUGUACGGAGUCCUAGAUCAUUAACACAAGAUUUUACAAGUGGUUGCUUUAUUACACGAUACCUUGAUGGUCUAGAAACAAAGCAAGAAGGACCAGCAAUCGUACAUGGUAGAAAUUCAGAAGAAUUGCCAAUUAGACAACUUGGAAAUUUUCAAGAAGACAAAGAAGUAUUUGCUGCGCAUACUGGUCCGGAUAAUGGAUUAGCAGCAGUUAAUCUGCAACAAAAACAUUUAAGUAUUAAUGAUAUUGAUAUAGAUUACAUUGAUACGUUAGAUCAAGGUGAACAAUAUAGAAACACAUCUACAAUAACAACGCCCACAAUUGCGGGUAUUACUAAUUGGUUUAACCCCCAUGAAAUGACAUAUGGAAUUGCUACUACAUUAUAUGAGAAAAACCCUACAAAUGAUACAAAUAAUGGGGAACCAAUUGCAGAUUGUUUUGGAAUUGUAACAAGGUCAAACUCUGCCAUUUUAGCACUUGCUGAUGGCGUUAAUUGGGGUACCAAAGCGAGUAUUGCAGCUAGAUCUGCAGUACAUGGAAGUAUGGAAUACUUGAAUAAAGCAUUUUUUAGUCCUUCAAUUAAUAAUGAAAUGACAACAACGAAAGAUGUUUUUAUAGCACUACUUCGUUCAUUCCAUGCUGCACAUUCGUUAAUUCUCCAAGAGCAAGGGAUGCUCACUACAUUAACCGUAUGUGCAGUCCUUCCACUGCCAAAUUCUGACUCUAAUACAGCUCAGAAAAAAUAUAUGGCUUGUACCUGUAAUGUUGGUGACAGUUUAGCUUAUGUAUAUUCAAGGAAAACUGGAGUCAGGGAAAUAACAAGAGGAUCUCAUGAUAUUCAUUGUAUGCGCGAUAUGCGUGAUGCUCUUGGAGCUUUAGGUCCUGUAGAUGGUUCCAAUCCUGAAUUAAAUAAUUUAACUCUUGCAAUGACUGAAGUUGAGAGUGGCGAUAUUGUAUUCUUGACUAGCGAUGGAAUUUCGGACAAUUUCGAUCCUGUGGUUGGAAAAUUUGCUGUUUUACCAUGCCAUAAUAAUGUACCUGAUUCAACUGUGAAAAACCAUACCGAAGGAAGAUCGAAAACGCGUCGAAAAUCUACAGAAAAUUUAAGACACUCGGAAUCCGGCAAUAGUAAUAGAAAUAAAUCCAAUUUGCCUGUAGUCGAGGCAUAUCAAAGACAUGAACUCACGCUUCUUAGGAUGGAAGAUUUGUUACGAAGAGGUGUAUCUGGAGAAGGACCACCGUGUAACAGUGCCAAACAUCUUUGCGAACUUCUAUUGGAUUUUGCAGUGCGCAUAACUGCUGCCAAAAGACGAAUAUUGGAAGAUACAGAUUUAUAUUAUGCACGAAGUAAAGAUGGCCAAUUAGUUCAACUUUCCAAACAAGAACAGAGAACUCGACGAAUAAAGACAUUGGAUAAGGUGUCCAUGAUUCCCGGAAAGUUAGAUCAUGCAACAGUUGUAGCAUAUGUAGUUGGAUCUUUUGAUUCAGAAUAUGGUUUAUAAUUAGCCAUAUAAUAUUAUUUACAGUUUUUAUUUUUAAGAAAUGUAGUAAAUUAAAUUGUUUUUAUAUAAAAUUUUUUUU